Saccostrea echinata is the source of this 3679-nucleotide messenger RNA. RefSeq lists its product as uncharacterized. The coding region runs from base 212 to 1339 and encodes 375 amino acids. The transcript has 5 exons. NCBI's taxonomy places the organism in Eukaryota, Metazoa, Mollusca, Bivalvia, Ostreida, Ostreidae. The record is from RefSeq and is a predicted model, not a curated record.
AACAGUUCAUUAGUUCAUAAUCAUUUCAGAUUUCUUCUUUUAAAGAUGCUACAGAGUUCAAAGGACUGCUCAUCAACAUGUAGAUAAUAAAACUGCAAUAUGACAGUCAAGAUUGGACAUAAAAGCAGAUUCUUUCAACUAGGCUUUAUUGUAGAUGUAUGGACGUAAAGUAUUCUACCAUCUCUCUCCUAGAUAACACAGAACACAUGUGAUGAAAGAGUUGCUAGAUGCUGUUCAGAAUUUGUGCCAAAAGUGGAAAAGCAUUAGUCUUAGGGAAAAGAUGAAAACCAAAAAUUUUUAUAUUAUGCUAGCCUUUAUGGGAGCAACUUCCAUGUCUCUGUGGUUACUAAGUAAUCCAACACCGAAUUUUAACACAAUUGUUGCACAAACCCAUAAACAGAUCAACAAUUUCAAAAACAUUCCAAGCAACAUCCGCAGUUCAAAUCAGGAGGAUUUUCAUGUAGACCUUAAGUUAUUGGAUAAACUUGGAUUUGAUGUAGAUCCCAUUAACACAGAAAAUGUAAUGAAGUUCAGCAAGGAGAAAAUUAAAAAGAUUAAUGCAACAAUCAACAAGCCUGUCAUAGCUAUACCUGCUCUUCCUAAAUCCUUAGAUAAAGUUAUUGCACUCGUCAAAUCAGCCAGCAAAUUUCUACCAGAUGUUCCUGUUAUAAUAUAUGAUCUAGGGUUAAGCUAUCAGAAACAUUUAAAGUUGACUGUUCAUUGCAACAAAACUUCCUCAUGUACAGUAAAGAUGUUUGAAUUUGAAGAUUAUCCAUCUCAUCUUAGAGACAUUUCAAUACCCAGCUACAGGCCAGUUCUAUUACAGAAAAUUUUAAAUGACAAUGGAACAGUGAUAUGGGUAGAGCCAUCUGAAUACAGUUUUAUUUCUGGAGACAUUAAGCCUCUCCUGAAGAAAGCUCAGAAGACUGGGAUAGUGGCCUGGACAAGUAAGGACCCAGUGUCCACCAUAACUUAUGACAAAAUGUAUAAAUACUUCAAAGCUUCAGCUGAACAAUACUACUUCCUGGAAACUGCCCAGGCUAAUCCCCUGAUUCUACACAACACUGAAACACUACACAGCAAAGUGAUGCUACCGUGGGUAAAGUGUGCCCUCUCUAGUGACUGCCUGAACCCCGUGGGGGCCUCAAACACGGGCUGUACAGACAGGAAGCCUCUAUACCUAUACAGAGGCUGUCAUAAGUAUGAUGUGGCUGCUCUAAAUAUCAUUUUAGGACAGGUGUUUCGGUAUGAUGAAUCGUUUUACAAGACUAAAGAAAAAAUCUUUGGAAUUCCAGAGGAGAAAAAGACAACAGAAUCAGGAAACCCAAAGUAUGAUUGAGUUGGGAUAAGUAUAUUUAUAGUAAAUAAAGCUAGUAUUAACAAAAUAAGUAAUUAUUAUUCAUGAUUUAAAAACACUGAUCUAAGUGGUGCAAUAUAGUGAUUAUGUGAAUGGAUAUACUUGUAUUUAUAUAUGUUUGUUCAACACGUGAAUGUAUAUUAAAGUAAUGUUUGGAAUGCUACAUAUAUCCAUAAUUCUAAAUGUUAAAUAGUCAUAAAUAUUGUAGAUAUUUUAAAAUAUGCUUUUGUUUUUUGGAGUCUUAAACUUCAAAGAAUCAAAUUCAUGAAAUCAAUCCCUUUAAGUUCAAGUGUUGCACAAAAUAUGCAAUUCAUAUUGUUUUUUGGUGAAAGACUGGUAGUACAAAUGUAUUCUUUUGGAAUAUGAUUACUUAUUGUACUUUUUGUCAAUUUUCUGUAGUUUUUUACUGAUACAUUAAAAUGAAAUACAGAUGACAAAAAAAGUUUACUGUUGUUAGAUUCUGUGACAUUUAAUCUGUAUGCAAAAUUUUGAUUGAAUUUUAGUGAGGUGUUACAUUCUGAACAAAAUUAUAUGGUACAUAUAGAUAGGGAGCUAAUUUGUGAUUUUAUGCAUAAUUUAGAGAUGUAUGUGUUUUUUAUUUUUGAUUUAUAAAUAUUUUUAUUUCAAAAUGGUUGCUCUAUAUGAUCUGAUGGAAGCUUUUGAUAACUCUCCCAAGGUUUUAUUCUCUGAAGCCAACUCUACAGUCCUACUACAAAAUUACUGUGGAAUCAUCAUUGUUCUUGGGAAACCAAUAUUUAUGGAUUUUGUGGGUCAACCUUACCAAUGAAUUUACAUCCCCAUGAAUGAUCUCUCUCGGCAAGUUGGUUCAUUGAAUCCUUUGUUUAUAGUUGGCUCCCCAUGAAAUUACAUCCCCAAGAACCAUUUAAAUUUUGGUUGCCAUUGAAUAUUAAAAUGAUUCCACAGUACAUAUUUCUGAAAUCAUUUUACCAUUUAGCCUAGAAUAUUCAAACACACUUUUUGGAAAAUAUUACAUACCGGUACCGGGUAUUUAUAAUGUAUACGGUAAUUUCAUUUUUAUGCCCCUUAAUUUAAUUAGUUUUUAGUCUGUCCCUCUGUUUGUCUUGCCAAUAACUUUUGAUUGGUUGGAGCUAGAGCUUUCAUAUUUCACAUGUGUAUUCUUUGUGACAAAACCUUUCUUUGGGUAUCAACAUAUUUGAUCUCUUGACCUUGGAGUUUGACUCAGAUUUGCAAAACUCUACCAAACUUUAACAUUGGGCAUAACUUUUGGAUGGUUAGUGUUAGGGCUUUUUUAAUUUCUCAAGAAAAACUAGUCCAGUGUUUGGAGAGACCACUGAUUUAAAACCAUGCCUUGAUCACCGAAAGAUUUUUUUUGGUUGAAUACGAAUGCUCCUUCCCCCUUCCCCCCUUAUUUUUUUUUUCAUAUACAUCAUUGUCAUUUUCAUCCCUUGUUGAACCUUAAUUGUCAUUAGAGUUUUUUUAAAUGGUAUGUUCAAUUUCAUAGUUUAUGUGUUUGAAUAUUAAUCAUUUGUAACUUUUUUCCUUUACUAGUCAACUUUUAAAAUUCAAUUUAAUGCUGAGAAAAAAUUGUUCAGUAUAUUAUCAUAUAAAUGCUGUGGUAAAAUUGAAGUAAGCAAGAAAACCUAAAAAAAAAAAUGUAUCCAUUAUUCAUUAUAUUCAGCAUUUCAUAAUACAGGUACUAGGUAUUUAAAACAAUGUAUGAAUGGUUUCCCUACAGGCCAAAAAAAUAAUCAAUAUAGUUUCUCAGACAUCACCACAUCAGAUCAAACACUGUCGCUUUGAUCAAUUUUAUUGACAUUGAAAAGGGAAAUAGCUCAUUUUUUUUUCCGAGUUGAAAAAGAAAAUUGAGUUAUUCCCCUUUUCAUACAUAAUGAUAGACAAAAUUUAUGUUUUGAUUAUUUAAUAUAUUUAUUGCUGAUCAUUAUUUCAUGAAUUUAUUUCAUACAAAUGGUUGGAAUAAUAUUAUUUAAGGUUGAGUAUAUAUUAUAAUUAAUGUAAGAACAAACAAGUAAGAAUCAGUUGAUAUCAUCAUUUUGUUGAUUGACCAAUAAGAAAAGAGAGAACACCUGUAAAAAAAAUAAAUAAUAUAAUAUAGCAUUGAAUUUAGAAAUUUUUGGCCUGAGAAACUAAAGAUUUUAUUUUGGCCUUACUCUGUCUCAUCCCCUAGCAAACUCCUGAAAUCAUUCCCAUUUUAUUGAAGAUAUCUGUGUCUAGGUUUAGUCUAACAGAAUCGGCAUGACUUCUUUUUUGUAUGAAAUUGUUCAUCAUUUGUUUGUAACUUUAUAAUGUUAAUGUGCAAAUAAAAGAGGUACAAUCUAGAAA